Messenger RNA from Pestalotiopsis fici W106-1, 636 nucleotides. RefSeq lists its product as uncharacterized. The transcript has 2 exons. The record is from RefSeq and is a predicted model, not a curated record. Bases 1 to 636 code for a protein of 211 amino acids. Lineage: Eukaryota; Fungi; Ascomycota; Sordariomycetes; Amphisphaeriales; Sporocadaceae.
AUGGCUGGCCCUCGACUCACCGGUCCCCGUCUUACAGCUCCUGCUGCCAGACUCGCUCGUCACAUCACCACAACCACACACCCCAGCACUGCUCCGGCGACUCUCAUCACAUCUUCCAGGGCGUCGGCGCCGCUCUCUCACAAAUAUGCAGAACUUUUAAAAGAAAAGAACAUGGAUGGUGAUCACUCCCGACACAUCUACACUCGCUCGUCGAAUCGCCCGCAUCCUGCCCCCAGACGCGUGCGAUUAAUGCAAACAUUUACUUCCUCGGCCUCUCGCCCUGCUCAGGUUAGCGGCAUGGAUAAGCUGGUGCUCCCAGACAUGCAAAACACACAGUCGCACUCUGCCUCGAGGCUGCGCGUGCCCAUCCUGCCCGACAACUACGACGUGCACAACGCUCCGCUGCCGGCGGCCGAGCCCGUGCUCCAGGGCCAGAUCAACGUCGUGGCCGCGGAUCCCGAAAAGGUCUCCGUCUCGGCCUUGACCGAGGUUGAGGGCAUGACGCUGGAUGGCGUCGAGCUCAAGUUUGCCCACGAGUCCCCCAAGAAGCAGACCGAGCCCGGUAUGCUGAGGGAUCUCUGGAAGGGCCUCGUGGAUGAUGUUUUGGGCGGCUCCAAAACAAAACCCGCCUUCUAA